CCCGGCGGCGGCGGUCGCUAGGCUGCUGAGGCAGUGCGGAGCACGGCGGCUUGCCAUUGGCUGGCGAGCACGGCUCCUUUGAAAAAGGUGGGACGCGAUUGGCCGCGGGGAAGGGGUUCCGUUCCCGGCGGAGCGGAGCGGAGCAUCGCCGGAGGCGGACGCGGGAGCGGAGGAGAGCUCGCGCCGCGGCGAAAUGAGUUUUUAGCUAUGUGAUAAUAGUGAUACGCAAUGCCUGAUCAGGACAAAAAAUUGAAGAGCACAGAAAAAGCAACAGACAAAAAACCUCAUGGGAUGUCUAUGAGGGAUUAUUCUGAUCUUAAAAGACUUCAGUCUCUCUUAAAUGUUCAGUCAAGGAACCGACAGCUUCCAGCUAUACAUUUUGGAAGUGGUCAAACCAGUGUGACAAGAGCUUGGCAAAAUGUCAAAAGCAGUGAACAAAAUGCUCAUGGUCAAUGGCAAGAAUCAGUAGAAGCUGCUGAGCUUGAAAACUUUAGUGUGACCUACAAGAAUGAGAGAAAUUUUAGCAAACAUCCCAAACAUAAGCUGUUUCAAGAGAUCUUUACAGCUUUAGUUAAGAAGAGACUUACCUGCAGGGAGUGGGUUAAUCAAGCUUCUUCCAUCCAUUUUCUCAGAGUGUUAAUCUGCCUGAGAUUAUUAAUAAGGGAUCCAUGCUAUCAGGAAAUGCUCCACAGCUUGGGUGGGGUUGAAAACCUAGCUCAGCAUAUGGAAACAGUAGCAAACGGCUAUCUUGAUUAUGGAGAAGAGCACUAUAAUGUGGACAAGUUGGUCAACAUGACAUACAUUUUCCAAAAGCUUGCUGGUAUUAAAGAUCAAAGAGAAUGGGUUACAGCAAGUGGAGCACAUAAAACCUUAGUAAAUUUGUUAUCUGCCAGAGACAGCAAUGUGCUUUUGGGUGCCCUCCUUGCUCUGACUAGCCUAGCAGAGAGUCCAGAAUGUAGGGAGAAGAUAAGUGAACUCACCAUUGUUGAGAACUUGCUGGUGAUAUUACAUGAAUACGAUUUGCUUUCUAAAAGGGUCACAGCAGAGUUGCUACGUCUCCUCUGUGCGGAGUCACAAGUUAAAGAGCAAGUAAAAAUGUAUGAAGGAGUUCCAGUCUUGCUCAGUUUGCUCCAUUCUGAUCAUAUCAAACUUCUAUGGAGUAUAGUUUGGAUUCUGGUACAGGUUUGUGAAGAUCCUGACACUAGUGUGGAAAUCCGGAUUUGGGGUGGAAUCAAGCAGCUCCUUCAUAUAUUACAAGGGGAAAGAAUUCUUGUUUCUGAUCGGUCUUCAGUUGGAAGUUUAUCUAGUGCAAAUGCAGCAGGGAGAAUCCAUUGUCUUCAUUUGUCAGAUGGUUUGAGUCCUGAUGAGAUGCAAGAAAACACUUUUUCACUUCAAGCAGCUUGUUGUGCUGCAAUUACUGAACUGGUGCUCAAUGAGACUAAUGCUUACCAAGUUGUACAGGCAAAUGGAAUAUAUACAAUAGCCAAGCUGAUUUUACCAAACAGUGAAAGGAAUGAUGAAAAAGCUAAUUUAUUACAGUGCUAUGCUUUCAGAGCCCUGAGAUUUCUCUUCAGUAUGGAAAGAAAUCGCCAUAUCUUUAAAAGACUUUUCCCUACUGAUUUAUUUGAAAUCUUCAUUGAUAUUGGACAUUAUGUGCGUGAUAUCAGUGCUUAUGAAAAGCUGGUGUCAAAGCUAAAUUUAUUAAAGGAGGAUGAAUUGAAACAAAUUGCUGAAAGUAUUGAAAGCAUGAAUCAGAAUAAGGCACCUACAAAACAUAUAGGCAAUUACGCAAUUUUAGAGCACCUUGGCAGUGGAGCUUUUGGAAGCGUAUAUAAGGUUAGAAAGCAUAAUGGACAAAAUCUCCUGGCAAUGAAAGAAGUCAAUUUACACAAUCCAGCAUUUGGAAAGGACAAAAAAGACAGAGACAGCAGUGUAAAGAAUAUUGUCUCUGAAUUAACCAUCAUCAAAGAGCAGCUUUAUCAUCCAAAUGUUGUACGAUAUCAUAGAACCUUCUUGGAAAAUGAUAGAUUGUACAUAGUCAUGGAGCUCAUAGAGGGAGUGCCACUGGGAGAACACUUCCACUCUUUGAAAGAAAAGCAGCAACAGUUUACAGAAGAGAGAAUAUGGCGAAUAUUUAUCCAGCUUUGCCUAGCUCUUCGUUAUUUGCAUAAAGAGAAAAGGAUUGUUCACCGAGAUCUCACUCCCAACAAUGUCAUGCUGGGGGAUAAAGACAAAGUUACAAUUACUGACUUUGGACUUGCAAAGCAAAAGCAAGAAAACAGCAAACUUGCAUCAGUAGUGGGAACCAUUCUGUACUCAUGCCCUGAAGUUGUAAAGAGUGAGCCGUAUGGAGAGAAGGCUGAUGUCUGGGCUGCAGGAUGCAUCCUUUAUCAGAUGGCAACUCUGAACCCACCGUUUUACAGCACCAAUAUGCUCUCCUUGGCAGCUAAGAUAGUAGGGGCUGCGUAUGAACCUGUGCCAGAAGGACUGUACUCUGAAAAAGUAUCAUUUACUAUUAAGAGAUGCUUGACUCCUGAUGCAGAAGCACGUCCAGACAUAGUGGAGGUCAGCUCGCUGCUGUCUGAUGUGAUGAUGAAAUACCUGGAUGCUUUAUCCACCUCCCAUCUCAUGUUGGAGAAGAAACUGGAUCGGGAGAGGAGACGAACCCAGAGGUACUUCAUGGAGGCUAAUCGAAAUGCAGUAACUUAUCACCAUCAGCUUUCCGUUUUAUCACAAAAAAAUUACAAGAAAUUGAGUCUUCAUAGCAGCAGCAGUGAAGCAGCCAGCUGCAAAAGGGAGUUUUCAGAAAAUACUGGCCUUCUAUCUGGAAGCUGUCAAUCUGCAUGUGGAAGAGAUGAGGAAAAAAAAUAUGAAGAAAUCCUUAUAGAGGAUCAUGGCACUUUACACAACUCUGAGAAAGAUAUGUUCUCUGAAUUUGAUGAUGAGCUGGACAUACUGGACAACUCCAGCAGCUCCAGUUCAAGUCACUUGAAAGAGUCUGCUAUUGGUAUAAUUAAACAAAGUUUUAGUCCUUCUGAAAGACAACCUUGUAAUAGAGAUUAUAUUGAAGGUCCAGGAUCAAGACUGCGACCAGCAUCAGCAGGAAUUGCUGUAUCACAAAGGAAGGUGCGUCAGAUCAGUGACCCUGUUCAGCAGAUUCUUAUUCAGCUGCACAAAAUUAUAUUCAUCACUCAACUUCCUCCAGCUUUGCAGUGCAACUUGAAAAGGAGAAUCAUUGAGAGAUUCAAGAAGUCACUUUUCGGUCAGCAGAGCAACCCUUGUAAUCUGAAAUCAGAAAUGAAAAAGCUGCUGCAAGGUUCUCCUGAAUUGAUUGAGCCCACCUUCUUCACAGCAGAUUGGCCACUUCUCUCUUCAGGUGGAAAUAUGUUGCUUCUGGAUGACAGAAAAGGUAUUGUUGGCACUUCUGACAUAGCAGAAGGGAUGACGUAUGAACAGUUGCAGACUCUAAUUGAAGACGUUCUGGAGGAAAGUGGUUAUUACAAUUUCUUGUCUAACGGGUAUCUCUACUGUCUGAGGGGAACAAAGAACCAUCCAGCAAAAGAAGAGAACUUGUAAUUCUGAACAAACACUUCAGAAUUGUUCCUAAUGAGGUCAAUCUGCCUUCAGCCGAGGCUGUCUGAUUACCAAAGGGGCAAGCUUUGCUCAUUAAAUAGCAUCCAGGUGGAAUACCAAUGUGGGACAGCUUCAAGAGACCUCGUGUGAUAUUUCAGGAUGAUGCUGUUAACUUUAGCUUUGUUUACAGCAUGAGCACUUUACAAGGAACAUCGGGAAAGAUGCUUCCAGGUUUAUGCAGUAGGAGGAAAACACCAUUCCCAACAGUACAUAUCUUCUAUUUUUAUCAUUUCUUUUUAAAGAAUUGUUGCUUAGUCAUGUUUUCUGGAUUGAUAAUUCAAAGCCUGUAACCUUAUUUGUGUCCAUGUAUGUCUUCUAUGGGAAGAAAAUGAUCUUUGUAAUAUGACCAGACAGAAAAUAUAUGUAGGUUCACUACCAGAAUUAGAAAUGGAUUAAACACUAUCAGUAUGAUUUUAAUAUUUAGAUACUUAUGUUUGGAUAGUAGCAAAUGUUAAUGUAGGUAUGAAUUUUAGUAGUGAUUAUUUGCAACUGGCAUAGCUUCUGAAAUGAUUAUUUUAAAACCAGCUGGUUUUACUGCUAUUUCAAAAUGUCUGUAUAUGUCUAUCUUUAAGCACAAAUUUUAUAGAUCUGUGUAUAUAAAAUGUGUCAGACUUUUAUACACAUUUUCUAUACACGUUCAUUUACUGUUUAACAUUAAAUUAAAUACAUGUUUUGCUACUACUCAUAACUGUAGCACUUUCAGAAUUUCAAUAUUUAUUUACUCUGUAUUAAACAUAGAUAAAAAUGUCUUACUGCAGUAGCAGAGAAGCUAUUUUUGGUCCACAGUUUAGUAAGGAAUACUUAUUAAUUACAAAGGCUUUUCUCUACACUUGAUACUGUGGCAAUCAUAACUAUUGAAAAUAACCAGAAUGCACUUGGCGAUACAGCUUUACUGUCUCUGUUGAAAAUUUUUAACAUUAUGGCCAUCACAUCACUCAUAAGUAAUUUGAUACAGAUGUAUGUUGUAUACUCUUCAUAGGCUGGCAAAGGUUUGGUUUUUUUCUUUCUCCCAGUGGUUUGUAACUGUAAAUAACUAACUGGCAUUCGUUUUCUAACAAUUUAAGUGUAAUGUUUCACCUAUAAUGUGUGACUUCAACAUCCUGAAUCGUGAAGCAGUGAAAAAGGGCUCAAUAAGCAGGGUAAUAAAUAAAUAAAUAUCUAUCCUCUUUUCAUGUGUAUGCAAUGUAGAAAGUCGUUAGGUGCUAGCUUUGCAUCUAUACAAUGGUACAGUAGUGAUAGCAAAGGUCUGUUAAGGGUAAAGACAUAUGGUUCUUAAAGUACCACCAGCAGGUAGCUGCAGUUUCUGCCAUGAAUCAUCAUAGGUGAUGCAUUUCCUGCAAUGUUACCACUAAAAAUAAAUUCCUAUUCUAGUUCAGAGUGUUAGUAUUGCUUUGCUAGAAUGGAGGAAGGGAAUGCAUUACAGUUAAAUCUGAUGGAAUAUAAAGUAAAUGUAUGCUAUAUAUGGCUGCCAAUGGAACUGAUUACAUUGAUAUUUUAUCCAAAAAGACUUAGUUUAUGUUCAACCUUGACAUGGUUGCUCUACUCAAAUUGCAUAUGAAUUCUCAUAAUCAUUUUCCAUUAAAAUAGUGUAAAACCAAUCUACACUUAAAGUAACUUAUUUUAAUAUCUUUUUGCAGAAAUGCCUUACAACUUGCAUUGAAUGCCUUAGAAAUAAUUUGGACUUUAUUUCAAGUGUGUUUUGAAUUAUUGUUUAUAUUUUGUAUGGAUUUGUGUGGUGUUCGUUAAUACUUGAUGGCAUUUUUGUUGAGAAAUAGAGUAUAAUUAAUUACUCCUACUGUGUUUCUCUUAAUGUAUUUUUGUGCUGUUAACUUUGAAGCAAAUUUUGCGCUUGUUUUUGUGACUGUGAAAAGUGAAAUAUUGGCUGGUGGCCAGAGACUUCUCUCCCGUAGCUAGGAGAUAAGAGGUGGAUUGGUGGCACUUACAGCUGCAACCCCCAAGGCAAAUCAAAGCAGGAAAUCAGUGGUCUUCUGUUUCUUUCCUAAUGUUCACUAGAAUUUCUCUUUUUUCCCUCCUGCCUGGCUGCAACUGAACUGACAUACUGACUGUCAAUCUAGGAAAGAGUUGAUCCAUUUUACA
Messenger RNA from Falco peregrinus (peregrine falcon), 5730 nucleotides. It is a transcript of the gene NEK10, whose product is annotated as NIMA related kinase 10. Gene Ontology annotation, molecular function: ATP binding; protein serine/threonine kinase activity. The record is from RefSeq and is a predicted model, not a curated record. The transcript has 36 exons. Bases 229 to 3576 code for a protein of 1115 amino acids. Gene Ontology annotation, biological process: protein phosphorylation. Lineage: Eukaryota; Metazoa; Chordata; Aves; Falconiformes; Falconidae.